Molecule: messenger RNA, 4451 nt
Organism: Nothoprocta perdicaria
Lineage: Eukaryota; Metazoa; Chordata; Aves; Tinamiformes; Tinamidae
Gene: STK4
Product: serine/threonine kinase 4
Exons: 11
Coding region: 219-1454 (411 amino acids)
Biological process (GO): protein tetramerization; protein phosphorylation; intracellular signal transduction
Cellular component (GO): cytoplasm
Molecular function (GO): ATP binding; protein serine/threonine kinase activity
Source: RefSeq, a predicted model, not a curated record
GCGUGCAGCUGCGCCACCCGCGACGGCAGCUGAAGAAGUUAGAUGAGGACAGUUUGACCAAACAACCUGAAGAAGUAUUUGAUGUAUUGGAGAAGCUUGGAGAAGGUUCCUAUGGCAGCGUUUUCAAAGCUAUUCAUAAAGAAACGGGUCAAGUUGUUGCAAUUAAACAAGUUCCUGUGGAAUCUGACCUGCAGGAGAUAAUAAAGGAAAUAUCCAUAAUGCAGCAAUGUGACAGUCCUCAUGUGGUGAAAUAUUAUGGCAGCUAUUUUAAGAACACAGACCUAUGGAUAGUCAUGGAAUACUGCGGCGCUGGAUCCGUGUCUGAUAUUAUUCGAUUACGAAAUAAAACUCUCACGGAAGAUGAAAUUGCUACCAUAGUGCAGUCAACACUCAAAGGACUGGAGUACCUGCAUUUUAUGAGGAAAAUACACAGGGAUAUCAAAGCUGGAAAUAUAUUGCUAAAUACAGAGGGACAUGCUAAGCUUGCRGAUUUUGGAGUGGCAGGACAACUUACAGAUACCAUGGCAAAACGGAACACAGUUAUAGGGACCCCAUUCUGGAUGGCUCCAGAAGUGAUCCAAGAAAUUGGAUACAAUUGUGUUGCAGACAUCUGGUCCCUGGGAAUCACUGCAAUAGAAAUGGCUGAAGGGAAACCACCGUAUGCWGAUAUCCAUCCUAUGAGGGCAAUUUUCAUGAUUCCCACCAAUCCUCCUCCGACGUUUCGGAAGCCGGAGCUCUGGUCAGACAAUUUCACAGACUUCGUCAAACAGUGUCUUGUUAAGAGCCCUGAGCAACGUGCCACUGCCACGCAGCUUCUGCAGCACCCAUUUGUUAAAAGUGCCAAAGGGGUGUCAAUCCUGCGAGAUUUGAUUAACGAAGCCAUGGAUAUCAAGCUGAAACGGCAGGAAGCACAACAGCGUGAGCUAGAUCAAGAUGAUGACGAAAACUCGGAAGAAGAUGAAACUGAUUCAGGCACCAUGGUGAGGGCAAGCAGUGAUGAAACCAGUACCAUGAGAGCUGUGAGUACGUUGGGUGGUGGGGCCAACACCAUGAUAGAGCACGACGGCACCUUGGAAUCCCAGCUGGGGACAAUGGUGAUAAACACAGAAGAGGAGGAGGAAGAAGGGACCAUGAAAAGGAGGGACGAAACGAUGCAGCCAGCCAAACCGUCAUUCCUUGAAUAUUUUGAGCAGAAGGAGAAGGAGAAUCAAAUCAAUAGCUUUGGGAAGAAUGUGUCUGGCCAGACAAAAAAUUCAUCUGAUUGGAAGGUACCACAGGAUGGAGACUACGAAUUUCUAAAGACAUGGAGCGUGGAUGAGCUUCAGAGGAGACUCACAGCGCUCGACCCCAUGAUGGAGCAGGAGAUUGAAGAAAUCCGCCAGAAGUACCAGUCRAAGCGGCAGCCGAUCCUCGAUGCCAUCGAAGCCAAGAAGCGGCGGCAGCAGAACUUCUGAGAGCCACCAGCACAACCUCCUGCCAUCCCCAGCACUCAGCUCCUUGCUUUUGUGACUACUAAAACAGAUGGAUUUCUAUUGAAAUAUGUCAGCGAAAUAGAGGGCGAUACUUCUGCUCGUUUAUUUUUCCAUAGCACCUUCGUGAACUCAGGAAUGCCAUUGGAGUGGGAAGUCCUGACGGAAUAUUUUAUGUUAGAGAAGUAUUUAAAACAUUGUUUUGAAGGAGUCUUGUUACUGCUUUUAGGUGGGUUGUUUUUAAAACAGAGGAACAGCAAGGAAUAGACUGAUGAAAGUUGGCACGCUCUUUUCAGCAGAACUUUCAGUAGUCCAUUCCCUUGUUUUAUGUUAAUAUGAAUUGUGGUAUUUAAUGGCUUCAUCUCUUGUGGUUUUUUUAUAUAUUUUUUGAGAAAGCACUCAAAUUCAAGAUUCAAUUUCAAGCUGUUAACUCUUAUCUUUCUACUGUUAAGGUACUGGUAAGUUUUAGGUSACUGAAGAAAGUAGGUGAGAACAUGUGCAAACUGCUCCCGCCUCUUUUGAAAGAAAGGUAAAUCUUUUGUUUUUUGUUAAAGCCUGUGAUAAGCCCCAUGCCUUACACCAUAUGCUUUAAGCAAAUGUGGUUUCUUCCAGACCUCAGUUUUGUCCUUUUUUUGUGUGUGUAGUUUAUAAAUUAAUACUAGCAGAUAAAAGUAUGUGGUGCCUCCAUCGGAAAUUCUAUUCUGUGAUUUAAAAUUCACACUUACUUAAAACCAAAAGCUAAUGAGUGAUCUUACCUGAUACAAAGCAGAUUCCCUGCCCGCUGUCUCUAUGGAAAUGGCCUUCAGUGAGACCCUGCUGACAGUGGAGUCCUGGAAGAAGUACUGCAGUAUUACAAGGGGUGGAAGUUGUGUGACCCUCUCUCAGGAAUUAGGUACUUCUGCCCUGUGUACCAGAGGACUUGAAAAGAAAAUCUCCACUAAUUCACUAUAGUGAAAUAGUUUGUAGACUUCAUCAUUUCAAAUUUACCUCAUUAGGUGCUUGAACAAAAAUAUGAUUUCACAAUCCUUUACAUUUCGACACAUCAGGAAAGUUCAACUGAAAAUCAUUCCUAAGGCCAGUGGUGUGUGUUUGGGGGCGGAGUGAAUGUGGAGUGAAUCUGGAGGAGGAAGCAGCUGCCAUCCUCAUCCUCACCUGCUAGCAAAGGGAAAUUUAGCCUCUCCCCCUUUCCUAUGAUGCUCCCUGUGUUUCUCUAUAAAACUCCCUGCCGUUUCGUAUAGCUGAACUGAUGAGAGUACCCGUGAGAAAGCAGCUGGCAUGAGGCUCGUGCCCUUAACUCACACGGGCAGGAGGGARAGCGAAACACAAGCACCAAAAGUGGCCUGAGUUGCAGGGCGGCGCGACCAAGUGAUGCGUGGGCUCGAUGGGCUGCAGCUGCAGCAGUUUGUAAAGCUCAGAGGGGAUUUUUUUAUGUGCCGAGUGCAUGAUUAAGUAUCUGGCAAGAGCAAAUACUGCUACUGCUUUAUUUUCAUUUGCUCUGAUAGAGGGAACCGUUUCCACGUCACUCUUCUGCAGUGGACCCUGGUAUGUCAGCCAGGUGAUUAAGCUAAAUAGCAGCGUCACCUGAUUCAAACGGUGCUAGAGAGGAAAAAGGUUCUUUUCUCACCCCUGUAGUUUCUUGGCUGCUGUUAMCAGGUAAACUCCACUGAUGUGAAAGGAACCAAGCCAUUUUUAUCACCUUUGAGGAUCCGAUUGUGUGAGUUCAUCUCUGAUGCACAGUGCUAACACAUCCAUUUCCCAGAUCAGCAAACCAGCUCUCCCUAAAGGAGGAGGGAAGCAGCAAGUGGUGAGUGUGUGUAGGGGACUGAGGUAAGAAUACAUCGCGGGAUAAUCAGCUGUUUGGUAGCCUCAAGUAGUGGGAAUGCUUUAGAAGCGCUUAGUGUCACCUUGCAAGCCAAAUAAUUAAAAACCUUCAUUAUCAGAGGGCUAAAAUCCCUUAGCCAUGAGCAUCCAGCAGCUAAAUGUGCCGUGAAAUCUCACGAAGUGCUGUGCGAGCAACAGGACCAUGUAGCUCUUGUUUGGAAUCUGUGCAAUAUGCUUGGCCCUAAGUGUUGGUUUAUAACGAGCAGCAUUUCGGAGAGCCCUUUGCCUCAGAGAAACCCACAGAGCUAAGAAGGGAGUUUUGCAUUUGGGUAGUGGCUCAUGAGUUAGUCACUUGGAUGGGUCUCGCCGAUCCUGGUUGUAUCCUGCUCUGGAGCUGGGUCUGCUCUGGAUGCAGCUCUGCUUGAUGAGAGGCACCAGGCUGGACAGCUCGUGCCAGGCCAGAUGAAUCCCAGCCUUUAGAGUGGGCAUGUUCUUGUACCCGCUGUGAUAGACGUGUGCUUGUGUGUGACGUGGAGAGCUGAGYGCGCUGCUCACGUGGCUCGAGCACGUUCUGCCAGGAGUGGUUUUACCUUCGCACUGUGCAGGUAACCUCAUAGUGACCAGAGGGCAUUAGUAAACCCAAGUGUUAAGUAAAACACCACAGGGUGGUGUGUGUUUCUGGAAUAUGCAACCUGUGACUGCUGUAACUGAAUGUAAGCACUGCUGAAAUGCUCUGCCUUGCCGAAGCGAUUGUCUUAAAAUACAGCAAAUGAACCAAAAUAAGUAAUACUGGUCCAAUGGCUUAAUUGUCUUUGAACCUUUCUUAAAUGCUUGCAAUAGUUGGGACUUGAUGAGAGCUGUUACACUAGGAGCUCCAAUGCAGAGGAUUUUUUCCUCCUUCACUGACUUUCAAUUGCAGCUAGAGAAAAGGAUUCCCUUUCUGGUCCCUUUGGAGACUCUCUGGGAGCACAGGACCUCCUCAGAGCCUUCUAGGCUAAGACCAAGGCUCUUUGGACUGUGCUUAAGCAGAAUGUUUGUUUAAUUAUGCAGCUGCAUUCGUGUGCUCCUUGAGUCUCUCUGCGUUGCUGAUGGACAAACCGUUACCUUUGCUUCGAUAGCCCAGAGAUACUGAUGAUGUCAGUCAUGUGAGACUUAAUAAUG